AUGUCCGCCUCUCAGCCACGCCCCAAGCGAGCGGGUGAAGACUUCACCCGCACCCACCACCACGAAGAUGACGAUGUGAACGGUGCCUCCAGCAAGAAACCCCGCUUUGACUUACGAAAUCCCUCCGCUCUUGCCCCUGAUGCGCUGGAAGACGAUGCAGUUCUGGAUGCAGACGAAAUAGGACGCCGUGGGCAACAAGUUCGCCGCAAAGCUGUCAACCUUGAUGGUUACGACUCGGACAGUGAAAAUGAAGGAUUUUCGGCGCGCAUCGAGGCCAAGUCGAAAGCAAGCAAAGAAAAGCACGAUGCGGAAGAUGACGAUAUGUUUGCCGAGCUGCAGGAGGAUUUUGGUGCAGAAGAGGUCGACGCCGAUGAGGCCUUGCGCAAGAACAAGAAAACGGUGCGAUUCCUACGAGACGAUGAAAUCGAGGGUCAAGUCGCUUCAUCCAAAAGCGGAGGAACUGUACAUGCAGAUUUCAGCAAAGGCGCCGACGAGGUUGACAAUGAUGAAGACGAGAGCGAAAGCGAGGUUGGAGAUGAGGAGCGCGCAAAACUCGAUGAGGAAAUGGAUGAAGAGCUUGGCGCUGGCGCAAAGAAAAAGCAUGCGCCAGUACUGGACGCGUUCAACAUGCGCACCGAACAAGAGGAGGGCAGAUUCGACGACCAAGGCAACUACAUCAGGAAAGCAGCAGACCCGGAUGCGGUCUAUGACAGCUGGCUAGAAGGCGUGUCAAAGAAGGAUAUCCGUCGCGCCAAAGAGGCCGCAGAGAAGCGAGAGGAGGAGAGAAAAGAAAAGGAUAGGCAAGAUGACAGUGUAUUGACAUCAGACGCCCUGAAGACCAUUAUCUCAAACCUCCAUCGAGGCGAGACGAUCUUGGAGGCGCUGGCAAGGAUUGGCAAGGGAGCUCCAAAGAAAGCGAAAUGGCAGACGAAUCGCAACAAAAACCGGAAGAAGCAAGAAUCUGCGAACGAGGAUACCGAAAUGGCCGAAGAGGAUCCCAAGGAAACGGCUAGAAAGCAAGCGAUUGAUGCCAUCACAGGCGCAGCCGAUAUUCUUAUGACAAGAGGGCAGGCGGAUAUUUACGACACUGAACGCGAGAUGCUCACUAGGCAAUACCGCCGCGAAACCGGAGAGGACUGGGUCGAUCCGUCGCCCGAGGUCUCAGGGCCCAGUGAAGAAGCUCCUGCAAUGUGGGAGUUUCGUUGGGCGGACGCUCGUGACGGAGGCGUCACACAUGGUCCAUAUGAUAGUGCGACGAUGGAGUCGUGGAAGAAUGCGGGCUACUUCGGCGAAGGUGUCGAGUUCCGAAGGACGACAGACACGGGUCCGUGGCAGAGAGAAGCAACAUUUGCAUAA
This is a messenger RNA of Aspergillus niger, 1356 nucleotides long. RefSeq lists its product as uncharacterized. The record is from RefSeq and is a predicted model, not a curated record. The transcript has a single exon. Gene Ontology annotation, molecular function: protein binding. Bases 1 to 1356 code for a protein of 451 amino acids. NCBI's taxonomy places the organism in Eukaryota, Fungi, Ascomycota, Eurotiomycetes, Eurotiales, Aspergillaceae. Gene Ontology annotation, cellular component: U5 snRNP.